AUGGCCGCGCUUGCCGAGGAGGUCGAGCGCCUGCGGACCUCACCCACCGCCGCACAGGUGCAGCAGUGGCUGGCCCAACACCACCACUACCACCACGACCAACACCAUCACCAUCUGAAUGGCAGCACUGCCGGCACUCAGGGCAACAUCUACACGCAGACCUUCUUCUCCCGCCUGCACCUGGCCAACCGAGACCCUCUGCCCUUCGGCGAGAACUACUCUGUCGUCCUCCAACCGCUCACGCGCCGGCCCCGGCCUCGGUCGGCGUCGCUGGCCCAGGUCGCGGCCUGUGUGACCAGAGCCGCGCUGGCGUUCUGGGCCGGCCUCUCUGGGCCCGACCGAGACCAGUUCCUGCGGCGCGUCGAGGGCACGACGACGACGACGACCGGCCACAGCCAACUGCCCGAGUGCGGCCAGUACCACGCCCUCUUCGGCUCGGCCCGCCUGCCCGCCCAGGGACACGACACCCAACACUCUUCACCGUCGCCCAUCUUGUUCUCUUCAUCAUCGACUUCGUCAUCGCCGUCACAAGCGAGCUUCGUGGUGGCGUGCCGAGGGCACCUGUUUGCGGUGACGGUGCCGAGCCGCGAUGUGCCCAGCGCGUCGGCCGCCGGGCUGCGGGCCACGCUGGCCGCGAUCGCCCGACACGUGUCGGGCGCUCAGCUGCGGCCGGCCUCCGCCAGUGGUCACCACCAUCAGCUGAUGGGCCUGCUGACCUGCAUGGAGCGCGACGCGGCCGCGGCCCUGCGCGCCCGCGUUGCACAGCAACACCCGGAAUGCAAGCACGUGCUCUCCGUUGUACAGGACGCGCUCUUCCUGGUGUGCCUUGACGACGCCGACGCCGACGACAGCGAUGGAAAUGUCGACAGCACAGCAUCGCAAGUUGAAACCGACGGCGUGCGCGUCGAGGCCGGCGAGCUGGAGCGGCGGCGCCGGCUGCGCACGGUAUUCAAUGGGGUGCCCGACCUGGCGCGCGGCCAGUGCAACCGGUGGUUCGAGAAGGGACUCCAGUUCAUCGUCGCCUCCGAUCGUAGGCAGGCGGGCGAUGGCGCUGGCGGUGACGAUGGCGGUGCUGACGUCAUGAUCGGCCUUAACGUGGAGCACUCCUUCGCCGACUCGGGCGUCGUGCACAAACUGUGCUCCUUCCUCUGGCAGGAGGCCCAGGCGGACGAAGAAGAUUCGGGCGACGAUUGCUACGACGGCGACGAGGUUCAGCCCUACGAGUGGCGGCACCUGAACUGGGGUCCGCUCGACGACGACGACGAGCUGCGCGGGCAGCUGAGCCAAGUGCGGGUGGCGGUCAUCGAGCAGACGCGAGCCCUCGCUGACACGACCGUCGACUGCAUCGUACACGGCGUUGGGCGCCAGUUCUUCAAAGACCACAGCGCCAGCCCCGACGCCUGCUUCCAAAUCGCGCUGCACAUUGCGAGUUGCGUGGACGAGGCCAAGUAUGUGUGGAAUUUGGAGACUCUCGACGCUCGCCACUACCUCGACGGUCGGCUGAUGAUCGCCGACGUCUUCACCGCCGAGUUCCGCGCGCUGCAGGCCGCCCUCUUCGCCCACCUGGCCAUGGAUGGCGAUCGCGGCGAGACCGGUGGUGACGUCGACAGCGGCGGCGCGCGACUGCGAGACGCGCUCGACGCGUGCGGCGAGAACGAGGGUCUCGUCGCGCUCUUUGAGAAGGCGAUCGACGCCCACCUGGAGGUACUCGCGCGACACAAGGCCGGCAUGGAGUCCUACCUCCACCUCUUCCUCCUCACCAACGAAAUGGGCACCCUCCCCGACCACCCGCCGCACGCCUUGACCGACAACCCGACCUACGAGGCGGCCUAUCGCCACCACAUUGUGGGCUCUAACCUCGGCAACGACGCCGGCAUGUCGCCCACUUCCAAUCUUCUCAGAGCCUGGAUUGAGUUCGUGUUCUCGGGGAUCCCGCCGGCGCAGAGCAUGGACGUGCUGGGCUACAUGCUGGCCGACGACCACAUCAAGCUCACCCUGACCUCGCGGUCGGCGAUCCGUCGGUCCUUCCUCCCAACGCUCGUCACCGCGCUCGCCCUCGUCCAGCGCUGGGCGCGCCGCCGCGCCGCCGGCCACGCAACCAUUGCCACGACCGUCAGCCACCCCGCCUCGCUCUAG
Messenger RNA from Acanthamoeba castellanii str. Neff, 2136 nucleotides. Its product is annotated as Choline/Carnitine oacyltransferase superfamily protein. The transcript has 4 exons. Gene Ontology annotation, molecular function: acyltransferase activity. NCBI's taxonomy places the organism in Eukaryota, Discosea, Longamoebia, Acanthamoebidae. Bases 1 to 2136 code for a protein of 711 amino acids. The record is from RefSeq and is a predicted model, not a curated record.